Messenger RNA from Diorhabda carinulata, 2857 nucleotides. Its product is annotated as S1 RNA-binding domain-containing protein 1. Gene Ontology annotation, molecular function: structural constituent of ribosome; mRNA binding. Lineage: Eukaryota; Metazoa; Arthropoda; Insecta; Coleoptera; Chrysomelidae. The record is from RefSeq and is a predicted model, not a curated record. The transcript has 12 exons. The coding region runs from base 139 to 2577 and encodes 812 amino acids. Gene Ontology annotation, biological process: nucleobase-containing compound metabolic process; translation.
AACUGUCAAUUUUCAAUUGGGACACCAUUUUAGUCACAGAAUUUUAGUACUGUGCAUAAGUGUGACUGUUAUGAACGGUUUUGUUUGAAUAAACCUAAUGACCACUUUGUGAAUUUUUGAGAAAUUGAAUAAUUUAAAAUGACUACGUGUUGUUCGGUUUCUAUAUCUGAUGAAGAUCAUAAUUCAGUCAAUAAACAGGCUCAAAAAAAAGAAAUGAAAUGGACAAAAAGAAAAAAUAUGGAUCACAUAGAAUCGGAAGAACCAACUGUACCGAAGGUCAAAAAACGUCGAAUCGCUGAAUCUAGAUUAGAUGUGAAAAAUAAAGAUUGUGACAAUAUAUCUGAAACUUUAUGGACAGAUUACGAACUUUUAGCAGAUAGAAUGAAUUUAAGCUCCGAAAUUGCUAAAAAUGUAUCCAAUCUUUUUGAUAAUGGUAGUACUAUACCAUUUAUUGCUAGAUAUAGGAGAAAUGUCACAGGUAAUAUGUCUCCAGAGUUAUUGAGGGAGGUGAAAAAUAACUAUGAUGAUAUUUGUAUGUUGAAAACGAAAAUCAAGACUGUACUACAUUCCUUGCAGAAAGCAGGACACCUGAACAAAAGACUUGAAAAUAUAGUAAAAUCUUCAAAGACAUCAGAUGAAUUGGAAAUCAUAUAUGCUCCUCUUAAGCCAGAAGGAAAAAGAACUCAUGCAGAACGAGCUAAAGCCUUAGGUUUGGAACAACCUGCUUUAGAUUUAUUAUAUAACACUUCUGAUGUAGACCUAACAUUUUGGGUUAAUAGUUAUAAAGAAGACUUAGAAACUCUUACCAAAGUUGAGAAAGGGAUCAUUCAUAUCAUUGCACAUAAAGUAGCAACAGAUGCAGAUGUUCUCGAAUUUUUGAGGGAAAUUCGAAGGGAUAGUAACAUCACAAUUGAAACCAAAAAAAAGCAAUCCAAACAAACCGGGGAAUCGAAGAAAAAACAAAUCUCAGAAGAAUCAGUAGAUGAAUUGAAAUACAAACUUUAUUUUGAUUUCAAAAAUACAAUACACAACAUUAAACCUCAUCAGGUUUUGGCCAUCAACAGAGGUGAACAUUGUAAAAUAUUGUCAGUGAAAAUAAGUAUCCCGAACUUUGUAAAAGAUAGAUUCCACCAAAUUUGUUCUAAGAAAUGGAUAAAUCAUGGUCGAUAUAAUGUAAAUAGGAGACGUAUAUUGGAAGAAGCUAUGCAAGAUUCAUAUAUUCGACUAGUUCAUCCGUUACUGGUAAGAGAAAUACGGACAGAGUUGAAUACUAUGGCAGAAAAAGCAUCAUGUGACGUUUUUAGUAAAAACUUGAAACAAAUAUUAUUAGCAAAACCAAUAAAAGGACAAACCAUUUUAGGAAUAGAUCCUGGUUUUGCUCAUGGCUGUAAGAUAGCAAUAAUAUCACCCACAGGAAUAGUAUUGGAUCAUGGAGUUAUUUAUCCCCAUUCAUCCCAAUAUAAAAAAGCUACUGCUGAAAAAUAUUUGAAAAAUAUGUUACAUAAGAAUAACUGUUCAUUGAUAGCACUGGGAGAUGCUACCGCUAGCAAAACAACGGAGAAAUGGUUAACUGACUUAAUCAAGGAUAGAUAUUUUCAUCCAAUUGAUGUGAAAUACACGAUAGUUAGUGAAGAUGGGUCAUCAGUUUAUUCUUGUAGUCUAGAAGCAAAAAAAGAGUUUCCAGAUUUGGAUACCAACGUUGUUAGCGCAAUUUCAUUGGCAAGAAGAAUUCAAGAUCCUAUGGCUGAAUUGGUAAAAGUAGAACCUAGACACCUAGGAAUUGGAAUGUAUCAACAUGAUCUUAAAAAAAAGACUUUGAAUGCAGCUUUGGAUGAAGUUGUUUCUGAAUGCGUCAGUUUUGUAGGAGUGGAUUUGAAUACUGCAUCACAGUGUUUAUUAAGGCGUAUCGCAGGUUUGACAGAUAAACGAGCAACAGAAAUAGUUAAAUACAGAGAAAAGAACGGACCCUUUGUAACUCGAAAAACAUUACUAAAAGUAAUGGGCAUAGGACCAAAAGUAUUUGAGCAAUGUGCCGGUUUUUUGAAAAUUUGUCCAUUGACAUCCAAAUCAGAAAAUAACAAACUCAACAAAUUAGAUCAAACUAUAAUUCAUCCAGAAUCGUAUGAUAUAACGAAAAAGUUUUUAGAAAGACUUGACUUGAAAAUUGACGACAUAGGUGAAAGUAAACUAAUAGAUAAGAUAAAGUCUAUAAAGACUGCGUUAGUUGAAAUAUCUAAGGAGCUAAUUACUAAUGUAGAAACUUUAGAUCUAAUUUGCAAUGCUCUUGAAAAACCUUUGAACUAUGAUCUUCGAUGUGAGUUCCCACAAGCUACCUUCUUUUCAACAGGUCUAAAUAGUAUUAACGACCUCAGUAUUGGUAGUAAAGUUUUAGGUAGGGUGAAAAAUGUUACCCAUUUUGGUUGUUUCGUGGAUAUAGGUGUUGGUAAAGAUGGCCUGAUCCAUUGCAGCAAAUUAAAUGACUUUUACCUCCAAAUUGGAGACAAAAUAGAAGGGGAAAUUUGCUCCUUGGAUCAUCAAUCUCAACGAAUUGGUAUCAAGCCACUGAAAAAAAUUUAGCUCAAUGACCUUUAUUACAUUAAUUGAUACAUACCUUGAUAACCGUUUUUUGCUAUAGGUAGAACUUAAAAUAUAAGAAAUUUGUAACUUUUUUUAAAUAAACCCUUCUAUUUGUCACUUGUUCACCAAAUUUCACCAAUUUUUUGUAUUAUGUUUUGAUUUGCUGAUUCACUAAUUCACUAAACUUGGAGAAUGCUAUUGAUGGGGUAUGUUCCUUUCCAUUUUAAUGUAUCUCAAAACUAGAGAAUUAAAAACACAUACACAUGUCACUUAUAAUAAA